UGCUGCGAGAUCAGGUAUCGGAGUGGUCACUCGAGGCUCCAACCGGCGCGCGGACCGAACGCUUCAUCUUCACCGGCUCACGCUUGCUGUGGACUGUCUCUUGCUUCCGUGGGUGCUCUCGUGAAUCGAACAGCAGGAGUCAUGCCGUACAUGCUGGAGAACGACGUAUUCGGAGAAGAGAAGAACUGGGCCCAGGUGACGCCGGAACAGAUUCGCGAGCUGCGUCAGCACUUUCUCGACACCUGGAACGAGGAAGAUGAUGUGUACUACGACGAAGACGUGAAGAAGAUAAAGGAAAGCGAUGAUUUCUGUCGGAAGAUAAUCGCCCACGUGCGGCUCGACAUGGACUUGGCCCACAAGGUCGCUGCGUACCAUCUCCGCUGGAGACGUUAUGUCAAGAUUCAAGAUAUCAAGGAAGAGUCCAUACCAAAGGAGUAUUUUGAGCAGAACGCAAUCUACCCUUACGGCAAAGACAAGCUCGGAUGUCACGUGUUGGUGCUGCGAUGCAAGAACUACACGAAGGGCCAAGCUGACGUGCUUGAGGUGAAGCGGGUGUUCCUGUUUUUCCUGGAAAAGCUGUACAACGAAUACGGAGCCAAGAAGGUCACCAUGGUGUUCGACUGCAGUGGAGCGGGCCUCAGCAACAUGGAUAUCGACUUCACCAAAUUUAUCUUCAACGUGUUUCUCAAGAGGUACCCGCUGGGACUUGGCUACGUCCUCGUCUACGACAUGCCCUGGUUGUUUAAUGCCGCCUGGAAGAUCAUCAAGGGCUGGAUGAUGCCCGAGGCCGCAGCGCGAGUCAAGAUGGUCGGCAAGGAGGAGAUCAAAGAGUACAUUGACCCCAAGGAGCUCCCAGUACACAUGGGCGGAACGGACACCUACGAGUACAGCUACGUGCCCGGAAAGCCGCUCGGGGAGCGAGUCUCUUCUUGAAGGAUGCCCCGACGACAUUUUACCUGUCCCACCGGAGACUCCUGAUGGCGGGAGUUUGCCGGAGGCCGUACACGAGAUGAAGACGGCGGCCACUGAGAGCUUGUUUUCGAGCUGCUACUCUCACGAGAUUCGAUUUCAAAGAACGCUUUCGCUAGUGCUCUGCUGAACAAAAAAGAAAGAUAAAAGGCGGCCCAUUUGUGUGAUGUAUUAUUGAAACUGCUCAAACGAAAACACACUGUACAGAAAGGUCGCCGCAGAAGGGAAGUGGAGAGCUGCUGAACACUAUAAGGAAAUGCUUUCUGUUUUUCUGUCUUGAAAUUAUAAAUUUAACAACCACACAUAUUCUGGCGUUUUAUUUCUGGGAAUCUUUCCGUGUAACGAAAUGUAGAAAACAUUCCCUCCUUAAGUGGUAGGGCAAUGCUCCCUUAGAAAAGAAAAUUAUACUAGGAUCGUGUGUACCUUUUACCGAAAUGAAGCAGCCGUCCUGUGAUCAUCUUCUCUUUCCAUAAAGGUUAUUUGCUCUGUACAGUCUUUCGUAUGAUCAAUUGCUGAAACUUUUCGCCGGUUCACUCUCAAGCAUUGAAUCUUAGAUGCUUUCUCUUUGUUUUUUUCCUGUGUAAAUGUUUACGUGGGCUUUGUGAAGCGCGAGACGAACGGAAAGUUCUCCUUUCGUUACCGACUUUUCUUACGUUUCGUGAAAUGUCGUGAAAUAUCAAAAUAUGUUACCACGGAGCACUACACGUGCAACGCUCAACGCUGUGAUAAAGAGUGUGGACUGCCAUCCGGACAAAAAGAAACAAGAAACACUACUUCUUGAUUCUUCCUUAUUUUUUUUUAUUUUUU
Molecule: messenger RNA, 1776 nt
Organism: Rhipicephalus sanguineus (brown dog tick)
Lineage: Eukaryota; Metazoa; Arthropoda; Arachnida; Ixodida; Ixodidae
Product: motile sperm domain-containing protein 2
Exons: 8
Coding region: 142-933 (263 amino acids)
Source: RefSeq, a predicted model, not a curated record